Messenger RNA from Emericellopsis atlantica, 498 nucleotides. Its product is annotated as small secreted protein. Bases 1 to 498 code for a protein of 165 amino acids. Lineage: Eukaryota; Fungi; Ascomycota; Sordariomycetes; Hypocreales; Bionectriaceae. The record is from RefSeq and is a predicted model, not a curated record. The transcript has 2 exons.
AUGAAGCCAGCCGGUCUUUUCCUCACUUUCCUUGCGGCGGCCAACGCCAAGUUCCUGUACGGGCGCCAGGUGUUCUCCGUCACCAGUUACAAUGACCUCUCCAUCUCGGGCGGCGUAGCAGGCAACGCGGCCGAGGAAGCCUUCUCUCUGCUGCGCGGUCCGUUGCCAGCCAACCCGGAGGACGUGUCGUCCGACGACCUGGACUUUCUCGACAGCGUCAACUCCAUCUGCAACGACGCCGAAAAGGAGGCGUUCAACCCUGCCAUUGAGGCUGCCAGUGGUGAGGAGGCCGAUGCUCUGCAGCGCGGCAAGAUCAAGAACAAGGUGCUCAAGUUGACGGCCACCAUGCUCAAGCUCACGGCCCAGGCGGCGCAGGGCCAAGAUGUAGCCGACAAGCUCGAGGAGGAGAACAAGAAGCUGCAGAACAAUAUCCAACAGGACGAAGAGGCUGCUGGUUUGCCGUCGACAUUUUUGAGUUUCGAUGCCCAAACGGAUUAA